GCCCGCCCCUCCACCACUCGCUCUCCUCCGUCCACCUCCACACCACCAUGCCCGCCUCCCUCCUUCCCUCGACCUUCCUCCCUCACCGCCUGCGCCGCCUCGGUCCCGCCGGCUGCACCACCUCCCCCGCCGCCUCCUCGGCCCCUGCUCCCUUGAGCCGCUACGACUUCGAGCCCCUCCUGUCCUACCUCUCCUCCCCGUCUGUAUCGGCCUCCCUCACCUCGUCGUCCCCACCGGCAUCCGUUCCGGCGCCCGAGCGCCGCCUCGCCGCGUCCUACUCGGCCGUUCCGUCUCACGAGUGGCAUGCGCUGCUGCGGGAGCUCGCCGCCAGCGACGCGUCGCUGCCGCUCGCCUUCGCGCUGCUGCCCUUCCUCCACCGCCACCGCCUCUGCUUCCCGCUCGACCUGCUCCUCUCCUCGUUGCUCCACUCGCUCUCCGUCUCCGGCCGCCUGCUCCCGCACUCGCUGCUGCUCUCCUUCCCGCCGUCGCUCACCGACCCGCCCUCGCCGCUGCUGCUAAACUCCCUCCUCGCCGCCUCCGCCGCGGCCUCGCGCCCCGCCGUCGCGCUGCGGCUGCUGGGCCUGCUCCGGGAGCACGACUUCCUCCCGGACCUCGCGUCCUACUCGCACCUCCUCGCCUCGCUGCUCAACACCAAGGACCCGCCCGACGCCGCACUUCUAGAGCGUCUCCUCGGCGACCUCAGGGAGUCGCGGCUCGAGCCCGACGCGCCGCUCUUCUCCGACCUUAUCUCGGCCUUCGCGCGGGCGGCGCUCCCGGACGCCGCGCUUGAGCUCCUCGCCUCCGCGCAGGCCAUCGGGCUCACGCCGCGGUCCAACGCGGCCACCGCACUCAUUUCCGCGCUUGGCACUGCGGGGCGCGUCGCCGAGGCGGAGGCGCUCUUCCUCGAGUUCUUCCUUGCUGGGGAGAUCAAGCCGCGGACGCGCGCUUACAACGCGCUGCUCAAAGGGUAUGUGAGGAUUGGGUCGCUCAAGAAUGCAGAGCAGGUGCUCGACGAAAUGUCACAAUGUGGUGUCGCGCCAGAUGAAGCCACCUAUAGCUUACUUGUGGACGCUUACACAAGGGCUGGGAGGUGGGAGAGUGCGAGGAUACUGCUCAAGGAGAUGGAAGCUGAUGGGGUGAAACCAAGCUCUUAUGUGUUCAGCCGGAUCCUUGCAGGGUUCCGUGACAGGGGAGAUUGGCAAAAGGCGUUUGCAGUGCUCCGAGAGAUGCAUGCUAGUGGGGUAAGGCCGGACCGGCAUUUCUACAAUGUCAUGAUAGAUACAUUUGGGAAGUACAACUGCCUGGGGCAUGCAAUGGAUGCGUUUGACCGUAUGCGAGAAGAAGGGAUUGAGCCGGAUGUUGUCACAUGGAACACUCUCGUUGAUGCACACCGUAAAGGAGGGCGGCAUGACCGGGCAAUGGAGCUGUUUGAGCAGAUGCGUGAAAGCAAUUGCCCACCAGGCACGACCACAUAUAACAUCAUGAUCAAUUUGCUUGGAGAGCAAGAGCGUUGGGAGGGUGUGGAAGUAAUGCUAUCAGAGAUGAAGGAGCAGGGACUGGUACCGAACAUCAUCACAUAUACUACUCUUGUGGAUGUGUAUGGAAGGUCCGGUAGGUACAAGGAGGCAAUUGAUUGCAUUGAAGCGAUGAAAGCUGAUGGCCUGAAGCCAUCGCCUACUAUGUACCAUGCAUUAGUCAAUGCAUAUGCUCAAAGGGGUUUAGCAGACCAUGCGUUAAAUGUGGUCAAGGCUAUGAAAGCAGAUGGUCUGGAGGUUAGCAUCUUAGUGUUGAAUUCGUUGAUUAAUGCUUUUGGUGAAGACAGAAGGGUUGUUGAGGCCUUCUCUGUGCUGCAGUUCAUGAAAGAAAAUGGUUUGAGGCCUGAUGUUAUAACAUACACAACAUUGAUGAAAGCCUUAAUUCGUGUUGAGCAGUUUGAUAAGGUUCCUGUCAUCUAUGAAGAAAUGAUCACUUCAGGAUGUGCCCCUGAUCGAAAAGCUAGAGCAAUGCUACGGUCAGCUUUAAGAUACAUGAAACACAUGAGGGUUGCAUAGGCUAUUUAGACACAACUACUGAUCAAACCUGAUGGAAGUAUAAUCUUUCUGCUGAUCUUAUUAAACUUUUCAACACAAGAAUCAUGAUAUCUUCAUCUGUCCUCCUAAUCACUAAGGAGAAGACAUGUACAUCUUGAUCAUUUGCAACAGAAAGGAGACUAACGCAAGACGCCAAGGAAUGAGGACCUUGAUAUAGGAAACAAAUACGGUGUCCCAAAAUUUGAAUUGGAAACUUAGAAUUGAUAUUCAAUUCCAGUAUUUUGCUGAGACAAUAGUCCCGUUUGUUUCCGCUUAUAAGCGCCUUAUCGGUGGAAAUAAGCGAGAAUCUCGCACGUUUUGCUUAUUUCCACCGAUUCUCGCAAGUGUAUCCAAACAGGGCUAAUGAAUUGCAACAGGGAAUCAGAAUUCCAGCUAUUCCAGAUUGUACUUAGAUGCAGACGUCUGUAGAAUUUGUGUAGGGCAAUACAAAGGAAAUGUAUUAUAUUUUUAUUGCCUCAAAACUAA
Setaria italica (foxtail millet) is the source of this 2555-nucleotide messenger RNA. RefSeq names its product pentatricopeptide repeat-containing protein At5g42310, mitochondrial. Gene Ontology annotation, molecular function: protein binding. NCBI's taxonomy places the organism in Eukaryota, Viridiplantae, Streptophyta, Magnoliopsida, Poales, Poaceae. The transcript has 5 exons. The coding region runs from base 48 to 2051 and encodes 667 amino acids. The record is from RefSeq and is a predicted model, not a curated record.